AUGAAAUAUUCCUGUGUCUCUCACUUCGUUCAUGAUCAACUGUUGCUCACUCAUAGGAAGUACAACAUGUCCCAAUAUGAUUAUCCUCAAGUGAUAGUGUUUGAUCUAGAUUACACCCUAUGGCCAUGGUGGUGUGAUUGUCACAUUUCACCUCCGAUCCAGAAGGUAAAUAACGCUCGACUCACAGAUGAAUCGGGCACCAGUUUAUCAUUGUUCAGGGAUGUUGAGUCCAUUUUACUCGAACUAGCAACAAAAGGGAUUACCAUAGUUGGGGCAAGUAGGACAGCUACUCCUGAAAUUGCAUUGGAGAUUCUUUCAUUGCUUCACGUAGGUGAAAGACCAAUGAUCGAUUACUUUAGUUCUCUCCAAUGGGGCCAAGGAUCAAAGAAGCGACACAUCAAACAAGCUCUAAAGGAACUAAAGAUGGAAAAGUGCCUUGAGAAUGGGAGCGUUAUUUUGUUCGAUGAUGAAUCUAGGAAUAAAGAUGUGUGUUCAAUUAAUUGCCAUUUUGCUUUGAUUACGGACUAUGAGUCUGGUCUCACCAGAGAUUUCUUCGAACAAUCUUUGAGGGCUUGGACAAAAAAGAAAGGCCACUAA
Molecule: messenger RNA, 597 nt
Organism: Clavispora lusitaniae ATCC 42720
Lineage: Eukaryota; Fungi; Ascomycota; Pichiomycetes; Serinales; Metschnikowiaceae
Product: Mg-dependent acid phosphatase
Molecular function (GO): acid phosphatase activity
Source: RefSeq, a predicted model, not a curated record